AUCCUCUUGGUUUAUGCUAUAAAUUGAUUAUCAACGCCGUCCCCGACGCUAUUUAGGGUUUCCAAAGUUUAGAGUGCUUCCUCGCCGUUGGUCUUUCUCCUCUAGCUUCUUUCGCUAAAUCAUGGGAUUCGCCAAUAUCUGGAAUUCUCAUCCCAAGAAAUACGGUCCUGGUUCCCGCACAUGCCGUGUGUGCGGAAACUCCCAUGGAUUAAUCAGGAAGUAUGGUCUUAACUGUUGUAGACAGUGCUUCCGCAGCAACGCCAAGGAAAUCGGAUUCAUUAAGUACCGUUGAAGAUCAUUGCCCCUUGCGUGGGAGCCGGAGCAUCAUCAUGUCUUUUUUUUUGGUUAAACUCAAAGCCCAAGUUAUUGUAAUGGAUUUGUGACAUUGAGCUAUUUCGUUAAGGCUGUUUAGCUGUUGAAUCUUAUACUCCCUCAGUUUUAUUAAAUUUGAUUUUCUGAGUUUUGCACAUGGA
This is a messenger RNA of Eutrema salsugineum, 473 nucleotides long. Its product is annotated as 40S ribosomal protein S29. Lineage: Eukaryota; Viridiplantae; Streptophyta; Magnoliopsida; Brassicales; Brassicaceae. The record is from RefSeq and is a predicted model, not a curated record. Gene Ontology annotation, biological process: translation. Gene Ontology annotation, cellular component: cytosolic small ribosomal subunit; ribosome. The coding region runs from base 122 to 292 and encodes 56 amino acids. The transcript is spliced from 3 exons. Gene Ontology annotation, molecular function: structural constituent of ribosome; zinc ion binding.